AUUCCCAAUCUCCUUUGUGGAUAAACACAGCUACUGGACUGGCAGAAGAUUUGGACAAAUUGAAAAUGCCAGCUAGAGAGGCCUUUGUGACCAUGGUCACCACAGACUCGUACUGCAUGGGGGCCACAGUGGUUGCCAGAAGUUUGCGGCGACAUGGAACGACUCGCUGCAUCGUUGUCAUGGUUACGCCAAACAUCUCUGAGCACUCAAGGUUUGCCCUUGACAAUGUGUUUGAUGAGGUUAUCACGGUCGAUGUGAUGGACAGUAAGGAUUGCUCCCAUCUGGCUUUGCUGGGACGUCCUGAGCUCGGCACCACCUUUACAAAGAUCCACUGUUGGACUCUGACGCAGUACAGCAAAUGUGUCUUCCUGGACGCCGACACGCUUGUGCUGCGUAACGUGGACGAGCUCUUCGAGAGAGACGAGCUGUCGGCAGCCCCCGAUCCUGGCUGGCCUGACUGCUUUAACUCAGGCGUAUUUGUCUUCAGACCGUCCCUCCACACCCACGGCAGGCUCUUGGAUCAUGCCCUACAGCACGGCAGCUUUGAUGGAGGAGACCAGGGUCUGUUGAACUCCUUCUUCAGUAGCUGGCCAGUGGCAGACAUCAGUAAACACCUGCCGUUUGUCUACAACCUCAGUGCCAGCUCGCUCUACAGCUACCUCCCUGCUUUCCAACAGUUUGGCCACAAUGCGAAGAUUGUCCACUUUCUGGGAGCAGUCAAACCCUGGAACUCACACAGGGAUGACAACAGCUCACCCACCAUGGACGAGUUUGUGUCUCUGUGGUGGAGGGAAUACCUCAGUCACACAACAUCAUCUGCUCCAGUGACCCACACCAGUCAAGACCGGGAGAAAUCACAACAGAUCCAAGAACGAGACGCCAAGAUGCUGUUUAGAAAAAACUUGGACAGCUCCAAUUCACUGCUCGCACACUUUUCUCCUCCUUCUCAGAGUAUUCAUUCACAACCCAAGAUGAUGCAGCAGGCACCUGUUUUCAGUGAAAAACCUCCAACAAACCCACCACACACAGUGAACCAGUUUUCUCACACAGAUAACACACUGUUGGAGGAAGAGUCGAGAUCAUCUGAGAGGACGGAGGUCAAGGAUCCAGCUUUGGGAGCCGAAGGACUCGAGAGCAGGGAUAGCACUACAGUAACAGAUACUCCUCCUCAGACGGCAGCUGACAGAAAAACAGAGCAGCUGGAGCGUCGCAGGAGGUGGGAGGCCGGACAGGCAGACUACCUGGGCAGAGACGCCUUCAAGAACAUCCAGAAGAUGCUGGACAGCUUCCUGCUUUAGAAGACACACAUGAGGACAUCUAUAACUUAAACAUAAACUUGUGCAUUAGCUCUAUUCCAUAUCCAGUGAAGUAGAUUUUUCAGUCUGAACAGUCUGGUUGAAUUUUAAGGCUGGAGUUUUAGAGUUUGAUUGAUGUGUGUUUUAUAUCCUAAUAUUUUAUGUCUUUAAAGCCCCUAUAUGUAGGACUUAUGAGAUUAUUGUUUUCUAGAGGGCUUAUGGUUCUAUUCCCACCCACGUUGAAGCAUACACUAAGACUAACCUUGUUUUUUCUUUCAAAAAUCUACACAAAUUAGAAAUCUUGCAUCUGACAUAAAUUCCACAUAUAGGGGUUUUAGCACUGAUAUUUGUGCCACUGUCAAUAAACUAAGCUAUGACCUGA
This is a messenger RNA of Stegastes partitus (bicolor damselfish), 1677 nucleotides long. RefSeq names its product glycogenin 2 (gene gyg2). NCBI's taxonomy places the organism in Eukaryota, Metazoa, Chordata, Actinopteri, Pomacentridae. Gene Ontology annotation, molecular function: glycosyltransferase activity. The transcript has 10 exons. Bases 66 to 1298 code for a protein of 410 amino acids. The record is from RefSeq and is a predicted model, not a curated record.